AUGGACGAUCUAAGAUGGGCAUUUCAACAAUGGUUUUUCAAAUACCCAAGCCCCAUUGAUUAUGAGAAAGUCAACGCAAGGAUCACGGAAUUUCAUUCUUUCAUCCUUCAAAUCACACUACUGUAUGGUUUUAUAUUGCAGAUAUCAACAAUAUUAAAGCAUAACACCAAGCAACAAAGAAGGCAGACGAUAAUACCAAAAGCAGUCGACAACACCGCACUAACGAAAGCAGACGACACCGCACUCAUAAAAGCAGACGACACCAUCGCACUAACAAAAGCAGACAGCACCACACUAACAAAAGCAGACGAUACUACUGCUCACACUGAUGCAUUCGGGACUUCUAAGGGUGCCACUGCAUUGGUCGGAUCAUUAAACACAGCCAGUGUGUAUGCAGUUGGUCCUAUAAGCAGUGUGCUGACCAACAGAUUUGGCUGUAGACCAGUGGUAUUAAUGGGGGGCAUAAUUUCCUCUAUUGGUCUCGGCACAAGCGCAUUUGCCACGAACAUUUACCAUUUGUACAUUACAUUCGGUAUCAUAACAGGAAGUGGGUUGGGGCUAGCGUAUCUCCCAGCUAUGGUGAUAAUUAACCAACAUUUUGACAAGAAAAAGACAUUUGCCUUUGGGAUUGCAGUAGCUGGUGUAGGAUGCGGUUCAUUUAUAUACCCGCCAUUGAUCGAGUUCCUCAAUAAGGAAUACGGUUGGCGUGGGGCUUUGACCAUAUUGUCAGCCAUUGGAUUGAACAUCUGUGCAUGCGGUGCAUUUAUGCGUCCAUUUAGAAAUAACCCAACACUGAAAAUAAAAAAGGAACAUAACAUGACAAAAGAGGAAAAACUUUUUAACUUUUCCAUAUUUAAAUCGUUGGAUUUUGAUAUAUUAUGCUAUAAUAAUGUAGCAAUGUGUUUUGGAAUGUCUGUAGUGUACUCGCACCUGUCGGAAUACUCCUUACUAAUGGGUAUAGGUGGUAACGAAAGUUUCAUGUUGUUCUCUGUUAUUGGAAUUACAAAUCUCGCUGGACGAUUUAUUUUUGGAGCAAUUGGCCACCAUCCAUUAACAGAUGAAGUGCUACUUUAUAUAUGCACAUUUAUUAUAAGUGGUGCAGUUACAUUAGCUGUGCCUCUUCUAACCCAAUAUGGGGCGCUUCUUGCAUACUCUGCAACAUUUGGGUUUUUCAGCGCAUCAUAUGGAGUACUUUUACCAGGAAUGAUUUGUGAAUUCUUAGGAGCCAGUGAAUUAGCCAGUGGUCUUGGUGCGAUUCUUCCAUUUUGCGCAUUAGGAACCAUGCUUGGCGGUCCAGCCGCUGGUUUUUUGUACGACAGCCUUCACUCGUAUAGCUGGUCUUUCAUUGUUGGAGGCGGCGUUAUUGUUACUAGUGCAAUAAGCAUAAUUGUGCCAUUUUGGCGCAAAAAGCACCUUAAAGUAGUUAUGGAACUAACAAAGAAUAAUCCUGAUAACCUUCAUGAAAUUGAAUCAAAUAUUAUUCCAACCCCGAUAGAUAACUGUGAACUUGAUAUUCUUGAUGCUGAAACGGAAGAGAGUGACAACCUCUUAAAGGUUGAUGGCCGUUUUGUGCCUACCGUUGUUGAUGUUUGAUCAAGGACAUGAAAUCCAUGGUCUGAUACGGUGUUAUACACAUUGAUGUUGCGUCAUUCUUGUCACUAUUUUUAUUCUGCAUUAUCGACCUUUCUUUUAUACACUGUAAGUCUUUAAAUUAUCCCCAGUGUCAACCAAAUUUAUUGAAAGCAUUUAUUUCACUAUAAAUCUCUAUUUAUUAAAAAUUGAUGUUUCUUCAGGUUGAACAAAACAUAGUCUCCAAAGUCAAAACUAUUUUUCAAGAAAUAACACAGGAGGCGAAAAGUGAUUUUCAAAAAUGACUCAAAAAUGAAGCUAUGUAACCUUUAUGUUCACAUAGUGAUCUAAACAUUUAGCAUGCAAAAAGUUCAAAAAUUCAAUUUUCGAUGUAAAUUGUUUUGUUUGUUAAUCUAUUACUAAAUGUAGAUAUCCUGAA
Molecule: messenger RNA, 2008 nt
Organism: Owenia fusiformis
Lineage: Eukaryota; Metazoa; Annelida; Polychaeta; Sabellida; Oweniidae
Source: the annotation of a GenBank genome assembly